This is a messenger RNA of Zootermopsis nevadensis, 2642 nucleotides long. Lineage: Eukaryota; Metazoa; Arthropoda; Insecta; Blattodea; Termopsidae. The record is from RefSeq and is a predicted model, not a curated record.
AUACGAGACUGUGGCCUGUUCCCAUGGAAACGACAGGGAAACGUGGGAAGUCCCUCUUCUACCCCAAGUCCAGGGUUAAGGCCUCCCACGCCAGAAGGUUCUCGUACCGCCCCUGCCACGCCAGUAAGAGAACACUUGUCAGGUGGACAGGACACAACCCAGUAUCGACGAUCUCCAGGCCUGUCCAAGUCAGUCCGACACGCCAAGCUCUCCAAUACGCCUCUCGAUGACCAGGUCACCAGCAGAUCUGACUGGGACAUUAGAAGGGCAUGGUCACAUGCUAGCUCCGACAAGGAACCAUUGGGAUCAUCAAGUUACCUGCCAUCACGAGCGACUCAACCCCUUCUCACCCAUCCCAGACUUACUGAUGACAAAGAUUUCUCACAAUCACAACGCAAUAUCUCAGGGAGUGCAUCAGAAAGUGUUCUUCAGAAGUUCCGUAAGAGUUUUGCUCUGAAGUUCCACAAAAAGAGUGGAAGCAAGGAAGGGAGUGAAGGUGGGGAAGAUGUGAUGGAUGAACAGCCUCUUGGUGAAGAGGAGACAGCGAGGCUGCAGGGCACCGAGUCACCUCCUCCUCCACCGCCACCCCAACCAGGCAAAGAAGAUGUAGGAGCCUCAGACUCGAAGUUCAAGUUUGGUCCUUUGGUUUGGAGAUCCAGCAAAGAGCGUAAGAAGGGGAAGAAAGCUGCAAGAAAUGCCAAAUGCAAUAGUGGUGACAGUGGCAUACAAAUAGAGAUGGCUUCAGGAUCAACUCAUAUUGCUGGUGGUGAUAGCUCUGAAUCUCAUGAUACAGAUCAUCAAGUGGAUGAUGAACCACUGGAUGAAAUGGACAGUCCUCCUGCUGUGAGGAGGAGAGUUACGACAGACAAGACGUCACGACCGCAAUCUGAAGUCAUCAACCAAAUAUUAAUUGAGAAAUUUAAGGCUGAUCUACAGACCCGUGUUCAGAAUCGUCAUCAGCAUGUAAGGCGAACACAUUCCGAUCUUGGUGGCCAGAGGCUUUUUAAUUGGGACGUGCGCAACAGCUAUCGACGCAUGUUCUCUACUCCUUCACCUAUCAAGAUGCGUCCUCCACGCACUAGUCCACCACGUUCUACUAAUACUGAUACAGUUACUCUAAGAAGCUCUAAACGACGAACGAGGCGUCCUCAGUUACGAAGAUCCAUCAGUCAGCCACUUGGACUAAAUGAGCUGUCGCCUCUGAUGCGUCGGAAACCAGGUGGUGGUAUGCCGGCGAACACAGUACUCAGUGAAGAUGAACACGAUGGUCGAGGUGGUACAGGCACAUCUGAUGAUGACAUGAUGUCAGAUUCAGAGUCAUCCAUUACCUCACUCACUGAUAGAAAGAAGUCAUUUGAACAGGCAAUGGAUGAGGAUGUCACAAUUCUGGCAGAAGCAGUGUGGGACCAUGUUGCCAUGGAGCCUGAGGAGCUGGCAUUCCGUGCUGGAGAUGUCAUUGAGGUGCUCGAUACAAUGGACCGAGAUUGGUGGUGGGGUUCAAGAUGUGAAGAGAGUGGCUGGUUUCCUGCAGCAUUUGUUAGGUUGCGGGUAAGUCAGGAAGACACAGUAGAAGACUGUUUGGCUGCUAUGGCCUCAGGCUCAACUCCAAACUCUCAGAUAAGACGACGAACUAGCGUGUCUCUUCUAAGUAAUGAUCAGGUGCGCUCCAGUGUGGUGCGUGAACUCAUCAACACAGAACGUGACUUUGUAAAGAUUCUUCGUGAUGUUGCUGAGGGUUACUUGGCUGAAUGUCGGAGACGGACAGACAUGUUCUCGUCUCAGCAGAUUGAUACAAUUUUUGGCAACUUAGAAGAACUUCUACAAUUUCAGUCCACAUUCCUGCAGGAUUUGGAGAGUUGUGUUGAGUGGGAUGCACCACAUCGGAGUUGUAUAGGAGAAUGCUUCCUUACUCAUCGAGCUGGUUUUAGGAUUUAUUCAGAGUACUGCAACAGUCAUCCAAUGGGAACUGCAACUCUACAAGAAUUGUAUCAGCACAACAGUUACAGUAAAUUCUUUGAGGCUUGCCGCCUCAUGCGUGGGCUUAUUGAGAUUCCUCUUGAUGGCUACCUGCUCACACCAGUCCAGCGCAUCUGCAAGUAUCCUCUUCAGCUGGCUGAGCUGCUCAAGUACACAAAGGCUGACCACGCAGACUAUGACAAAAUCCGAGAGGCACUAGAUGCGAUGCGCAAUGUUGCUGUUCUCAUUAAUGAACGGAAACGAAGAAUGGAGAGCCUAGAAAAGCUGGCUGCCUGGCAGCAGAGGGUGGAAGCCUGGGAGGGUGAAGACUUAAUUGAAAAUAGUUCACAGUUGAUUCAUCAAGGAGAGGUUGUUAGGGUGACAACUGGCAUGUGGACCAAUAACAUCACACUUUUCCUCUUCGACCACCAACUAGUUUACUGUAAGAAGGACAUUCUGAAGAGGAACACCUAUGUAUAUAAAGGACGGAUACAUUUAGACACAAGCAAAGUCAUUGAUGUUGCAGAUGGAAAAGAUAGAGUAGGGUGCUGUGAAGCUAUGGUCAAGUGGAGAAGGUAGGUUUACAAAUAAGGAGACAAGGAGGCAGACAGAGAUAAAGAGAGACAUAAAUGUAACAUAGACGGGGUAUAUGCAGAUAAUGAAGAGCUGGGGUAGCUCAGUCAGUA